This is a messenger RNA of Rubroshorea leprosula, 1867 nucleotides long. NCBI's taxonomy places the organism in Eukaryota, Viridiplantae, Streptophyta, Magnoliopsida, Malvales, Dipterocarpaceae. The record is from the annotation of a GenBank genome assembly.
AGCAGCAGAAUCAUUUCAUCAGGAAUACAAAUACCCUCGAAAACUUCCAGCUGAACAACGGUAUACGCUCUCUCUUUCUGUCUCUUGGAACUCUCUCACCUUCCUCUCCCUUUCUUUCUCUUUGUUGGCUUCCUUUUUUCUAAAGAUGAUGAGCACAAGAAAGAGGUCACCUUUCACUCCAAUUCAGUGGCAAGAGCUUCAAGAACAAGCUUUGGUAUACAAGUACAUCGCCUCUGGAGUUCCUAUCCCUCCUGAACUCAUCUAUUCUGUCCAAGGAAGUUUGCACUCUUCUCUGGCUUCAAGGCUGUUACCUAAUCAACUGAUUGGGUGGAACAGUUUUCAGGUGGGUUUUGACAGAAAAGUAGACCUAGAGCCAGGGAGGUGCAGAAGAACAGAUGGGAAGAAAUGGCGGUGUUCAAAAGAAGCAUAUCCAGAUUCCAAGUACUGUGAGAAACACAUGCACAGAGGCAAAAAUCGUUCAAGAAAGCCUGGUGAAGUUGCUUCAUCAACAAUUUCAAGUACCAAAACAACACCACCACCAUCCUUCUUUCCACCACAUAUCCCAUCAAGCAAGACAAACCUCACCAUUUCCACUAAUAGCACCAUACACUCCAUUUCCCCUUUUACUCUUUCUCCACUACCUUCUUCUUCCUUGGCUUCUGAAAUAUACAACUCUCCCAAUCCUAGCCAAGAGACCCAUUUUAACUCGUACCUUCAAAAUUCCCAUUCUUCCUCAUCUAAGCCUCCUGAUUACGGUUUAACACUUCAAAAUCAAUCUUCACACCAUUUCUUGGAUUCUAGAACUGGGAUAUCUUACCCUCAAGCUAAUACAGAUUACAGGCAUUUUUCUGGGACAAAGGAGGGUGUUGAUGAUGAGAGAGUUUUCUUCCCUGAAGCUGCAGAGAGUUCUUAUAAAAACUUGUCUCAAUCACAAUAUCAGAGCUUUAUUGAUAGUUCAAACCAGCAACAACAAGAGCAGCAUUGCCUAGUCCUGGGCACGGAUAUCAGCUCAGCAACAACAAUGAAAAAGGAAAGAGAAAAUCAGAAGCCAGUGCACCACUUUUUUGAAAACUGGUCACCCAACAAUAACACUGAUUCAUGGCUUGAUCUUGCAUUCAAAUCCAGGGUCCGUACAGACAGCUGAAGUGUGAAAGCGUGAGGUCUUUAUAGAUCGGCCAAAAGAGUACUUGCUGUGGGUCAAUAUACCUUUGCUUUAAAAGUUGUGGCUGGGAAUACAUCUUAUUUGUUUCUUUCCAGAUGCUUCUCUUCCUCGAGAAAUCAUGUUUGCUUCUGUCUGGUCGUAGCUACUUGAUGUGCUUUAAGGUCUUUCCUCUCAAAGCAUCGAGAGUGACUAAACCUCAAGGGGAAUCCCCACCAGGGGAACCGAGGCAAAACUCUGGUUCCACCAUUUUGUAGUAACUCACAACAGAGGGGAACAAAGACAUAAUUUUUUAUAUAUUUCCUUGUUUCCUUAAUCAUUAGUCUUUGCACAAUUUUUUAUUUUUUAUUUUUAGACAACACAAUUGUUAGGCAGACCCUUCAUGCCACGUUUUGCUGACUUAAUCAGUUCCUAGAGGAUGGUAUAAGAUAAGCAUAGCUUUGCAAACAGAGUUGCUGUAAAAGGGAGCUGGUUUGCUGGGCUUUUUUUUACAUGGGUUAUGACAUGGAUGAUCCAAUAUCAACCAAGCUGGACUCUCCUUGGGCCUUACUUGGGUCCAUAUCAUGGCCCAACACAAUCAUAAACCAUGACCCCUUUAUUUUCCUGGUCUUGCUGUUUGAACUUUGAACCAUUCAACAGAUAAGAUUAAGGUCAAUUCCAGUCCAAUUCCCUGUCAAUAUCUGCCGGCAAUAAGUCAAAAUCAGGGUA